CGGGUUUGUACAACAGAAGUGAUUGGUCGAACAAUAAAACAAGUUAGGCUGACAUGGUGCAAACCUACAAGUGUUUGCUGUUUUCUUUUGUAAUUUAGUCGUACAUACAUUCAAACUAAAGUCAUCGAUUUAGAAAAGCAAAUACAGCGGACUGUUUGAUGUCUUCUAUAAAGGGAGUCAGAUUGUUGCUUUGUAGAGCAGCUAUAUUUGUAUAGGAUAGAGGAAUAAGAUACAUGCGAGAAGUGUUCAUUGUGAGGAGUGAGAAUGAAAGGAAAAGGGAAGACCCCUCAACAAGACAGUAAAGACUGCCCACUACAGUUUCCAGACUUAACACCGAUUGACCACACCAAAGAGUGUCACAAAUUCACCCAAGUGUUGACCCGUAACCAGGAUGAUAACCUUGGUCUUGAAGAGCUUGAUACACUGCAGGGAGAUCUUGAACGGCUUCUAGCAUCUGUUGGGAGGCGCCUGAAACUUUUGGAAUCUGAGAUUCAAGUCCUGGUUAACUGGCAGGACAAGAAAGAUAAAAAGCCUCUGACGGUGGGAAAAGUGCAGCCAGAACCUGUCGCAGGAAAACGAGGAAAGGGUGCGAUGGCAGAGGAGCGACCAAGCAAAAAGUUUAAGGACAUGAGUGGCACCAGUAAAGCCACGCAGGCAUCCAGUAGUGUAGCAUCUCCUUUGUCCCGCAGCAAGAGCAAACUUCCGCAGACCAAAGGUGUGGAAGGUGAGGGGGGAAGUUUGUCCACAGAUCUGCCACGAGUGGUAAAGAAUGAGUGUGUUGACCGUUUCUGGCAGGCCAUGGAGGCUUAUUCACGUCCCAUCACCGAUGAUGACAUCCGUUUUCUUGAGGAUCAGCUGCGCAAACAUGAUGAUGAAGAUGCUGCGUACUUCAAAAUACCACCUUUGGGUAGACAUUAUCGUGAUGUGUGGGCAGAAGAGGAUCUUCUUGAGGAAAUGACAGAAGGUGCGAAAGUGAAUGACAAAAAGCGGAUCUCAAAUCACUCAAGUCAGAAUAGCAAUGGACCAAAUGAGGCCUCUGCUUUGCUUAAGAAAGCGGAAAGCAGCAUGGAAGAAUCCCCGUUUGGUCCCCUCACCCAGCGUCUGGUUUCUGCCUUGCUCGAGGAGAAUCUCAUGACUCCAAUGGAUGAUGUGAUGACAGAUAUGGGAGAUAAUGCUGAUGAAGCACCUGCCAUCUCACCACGGAUGCUGGCCAAGCAGCUGAACAUAGGUAACCCAGCCACACUGGAACGGCGCAUACAGCAGGAACUUGAAGAACAAGGCAUUCUAGAGACAGAGGAAGAGGUGGAGGAUGACCCAAGUGAUGAGAUCCUGCAGGAGCUGAAGCAUGCUCAGGCAGAGCUGCGGCCUCUCCUGCAGUGGAAAGUGAAGCACCUUAAGGAUCUGCUGAAGAAAGCCAAAGAGCAGCAGGCUCGACAGCAGCUGUGGAAAAAGUUUGAUGAAUGUGAUGCCAAGUUGCAUGAGGAGUAUCGCAAGCUGACCUUGGCUCGACAGAAGAAGAAGCUCAACCUAAAAAGGGAACGAGAGUCAGUGAAGAAGAUUCUGAAAGAGUGGUGGACAAUAUACCAGACAUUAGACGAAAGCUAUAAUGAAUGAGCUGAUUUCUGUUUAAGUAUCUUUCUACCUGACCUGCCUUCACAUUGAAACAUGAUUGUGAACCUCCAGCCUUGACAAUUUGUCACAAAUGCUGACACAAUCUUGUUUUCCCACAUGUUUGUCUAUUCUAAGGAUGUUAUUAUGAUGGGUCAUGGUGUUGGUCUUGAGAACCUUAUGAACAAGUCUGUGCAGCAAUUAAGCAUCUAUUAGCAUUCAAAUAAAUUACAGGGAUUUUAUUUUUCGUCUGACAUCCAAUCAUUAUUUUUUAUUUUAAAUAAAAACUAGAAAAUGAGAAAGAUUAAUUGGCUGCUGAAACAGAAAACAACUGAUUGUCUUAAGAGCCUCAUUUUUUAUUUUCAUAUUUACAUGAAAAUAUUUUUCCUUAAUCUGAGGAAACAUUAAUGGUGAAACAGGCAAAUUAUUGUUAAAAAGCAUUUGUUUUUGCGAGGCCUUUUGGUCACAACACAUGCUAUCUGCGGUAUGAGGGAAGUGCUCUUACUUUAUACUGUCUUCUGUUAAAACCAUCUGUGUCCAGUUUUGUUGCUUUCCUUGGAAAAACUGUGCAUUAUGAAGAGUAAAACGUGAUGAAGUGUGCAAUUAUAAUUUGGUGUCUUUGCCCACCCUGAUGAAGAGCAAAUAUGUGGCCUGACUGACAGGAUGGGUUCUUUAGAUCUGGAGCUGUAUGGGGCUGUAAGAUUUAUUCAAAAUAUUCCAGGUUCUGGAAAAAAUCUCAAGAAUUGCAAGGUUUGAACGUGAAACAAGCAAGCUGUGUAGUUUUUCGCUGAAGGGCACUUCUAAAUGUUGUUUACUCACUAAAGAGACUACGAUCUGACAUGUCUGGCUUACUGAUUCAUUGGUCUUGCAAUCUCGGCUUUCUCCAUUGGAACAAGUUUAAAACUCCUACUUGGAGUUUGCUUAUUCUUGAAAAUAGUCUUGAAAACAAGACUUGGAGGUUCAUCAUUCAGGUUAGGCAUGCUUGAAUGUGUGAGAUCCCAUGCAUCAAGGAAAGUCACUCUCAAAUGUUAUUGUUUUGAGAUCCUUAGAUUUGAAGGUCACUGCAAUUCCAUGUAUGUAUGAAUAGCAUUUAUGAAGGUUAUCUUUCAGCAUGAGUUUGAGAGAGACUGCCUCUUAAAACUUUGUGCUCCUAGAAAAGAAUAUGCAAGAAGCUCCUGUGCAGAAAUCUGUGUUCCCAGAAAAGAACACACUGGAAGGCCAUGUACAAAGAUCCCAAAUGAAGAACCUGCUUCUUGUGAGUUUUUAUGUUUAUGUGAAUGCUUAAAAAAAUUAUGAUUUGAGAUUUCAUGUUCUUAAGAAUAAUAAAAUACCACAAACAACG
Messenger RNA from Pomacea canaliculata, 2950 nucleotides. RefSeq names its product transcriptional adapter 3-like. Lineage: Eukaryota; Metazoa; Mollusca; Gastropoda; Architaenioglossa; Ampullariidae. Gene Ontology annotation, molecular function: transcription coactivator activity. Gene Ontology annotation, cellular component: SAGA complex. The record is from RefSeq and is a predicted model, not a curated record. The transcript has 11 exons. The coding region runs from base 265 to 1614 and encodes 449 amino acids. Gene Ontology annotation, biological process: regulation of transcription by RNA polymerase II.